Williopsis jadinii is the source of this 1524-nucleotide messenger RNA. RefSeq names its product putative cytochrome P450 (gene DIT2). The transcript has a single exon. Bases 87 to 1517 code for a protein of 476 amino acids. Gene Ontology annotation, molecular function: heme binding; oxidoreductase activity, acting on paired donors, with incorporation or reduction of molecular oxygen; monooxygenase activity. Lineage: Eukaryota; Fungi; Ascomycota; Saccharomycetes; Phaffomycetales; Wickerhamomycetaceae. The record is from RefSeq and is a predicted model, not a curated record.
ACUGGAAGAAACAGGAGCAAAUAUUAUUCACUCAGAUGCCUUUCUGACCACACUCUCUCUCGACAAGCCCACAGAGCUGGAAACCAAUGUUGACUGCUAUUUCCAUCACCAUCUCAUUGCUACUGGCAUAUGCGCUUGCCAGGGUGGUGUUCCCACCCUGGAGCUUCCCUCGUAACAUACCAACAGUGCCAUUCUACGUCUCAUUCCUGGGCACUUAUACGUCGCUGGAUCAGAGACAGAUAUACGAGAGGUAUAUCAGGCCGUAUGAGAAGUAUGGUGCCGUGAAGAUUUACUUCGCCAAUAGAUGGAAUGUGCUGGUGAUCAAGCCCGAGCUCUUGCAACAAGUGUUCAGGGACGAGACGACGUUUGCCAAGUCAGGCAACCAUAGGAAGAUACCACGUGCCGUCUUGAGCCAGUAUACUGGUGAUAACGUUAUCAGUGCACACGGUGCUGACUGGAAGCUUUACAGAGGUGUAAUACAGAAGGCCAUUCAGUUUCCAGUGAAGUCGCAUCUGUAUACCAACACUCUGAAGUUUGUCGAGCUGAUCAGGAGAGACUGUUCGGUGCCUUUAUACGUUUCAGACUAUCUACAGAGGCUCUCAUUGGCUAACGUCUCGAUGUGUAUGCUUGGUGUUGACUUCCACACGCUGGAAUUGGACUGUACGUCUGAGUUGCACAUGAAGCUGAAGCUGGUCAAGUCACACAUAUUCAAGCCUCUUUAUAUGAACUUCCCCAUUUUAGACUCCCUGCCGAUUCCCUCGAGGCUGGAAGCAAGACGACAGGUUGAAUCAUUCAGAAGUUACUACACAGAACAAGUGAUGAAGGCCCAGGUAUCUGGUGAUUCUGAUGUUGAAUGUGCAGCCUUCCAGCUCUACACGGCUUUCAAACAGGGCAAGAUUACAGCGAAGCAGAUGACUGAUAAUUUGGUGAUUAUACUUGUUGCAGGGCAUGAAAACCCCCAGUUGCUAUUUACAUCAUUGCUGUACAUGUUGGCCAAGUACCCCACGGUCCAGCACAGGGUUCGUCAAGAGAUCUCCCAGUAUGACGUUGAGUUUGUUGAACAGAUGCCCUUCUUGACGAGUGUCUUGUUUGAAACGUUGAGGUUCUUUCCACCAUUAGGUCAGAUCAUCAACAGGUGUACUUCGAAGGAUACUCUUCUUGGAGACUGUAUCCAUAUCCCCAAAGGUACGUAUGUUGGUUACAACAAUUACUCAACAACACACUCUUCAUCGUGGCAGGAGGCUGACUCUUUCAAGCCAGAGCGAUGGGGAACAGAGAUGGAAGACAUCAUGGACUUUUACAAGCAUUGCAAGAGCAGCUCAACGUUGCCAACGUUCCAUGGGGGCAAAAGAGCCUGUCUUGGUGAGAGGUUUGCCAUAUUGGAGUGCAAGAUCUUCGUCUACCAAGUUGUGAAGAACUUUGAGCUGGCCUUGGACCCCAAUUGGGUUGAGAGGAUAACACCAGCUGGGCCAAUCUGUCCCUUCAAUCUCAAGAUUAUAUUCAAGCCCUUGGCCUAAACAAGCC